CCGAAUCAAGUGAAUCAGUCAGCUUUCGAGGUUUGUGGUGUGCAGUGCGCGCUUGCUAUCUACAAACAGCACUUCAGUUUCCGGGGCCCGGACGCAUAUCGCUCUGGAUCUAACGAGCCAAUCAGAGACACAGUCUGAGCUGCGUUUGUUGCGCAAACAGCUGAACGCAGCACCGUCAAAAGUCGCGCGAGGCGAUUAAUCAUACGGAAAGGGACAUCUCGGGAGUAUCAUCCGUUUUGGUGGACUGCGGAAGGAAAAGGGUGUUCGGUGGGUGUGUGUUUGCGUGUAGAUGUGCGUGUGGGUGGUCAGUCUGCCGCCAGUGCAGUUCAAGACAGAGACUCCCACGCGGUAGUGAUACUACUGUCAACAAGUGACGGCGGGACGGACAGUGAUUAGCUGGAUGAAGAAGUGCCAGGCGAAGAGUCGUGACAGAAGUGUAGUAAAGCCCUCAUCGGUGACCUUUUCGUCGCUUAAAGUACACGUGUUGCGCAGAGCACUCGUCUACCUGAGAUAACGACACGCGUGACUAAGUGAUGCUGCAAUGUGGCGUAUUUACGAGAUGAAGAAUUUAUAAUGACAAUUAUUAGCUGUCGCAACGAAUAUGGAUUAAGCUGUGUUCUUUCGAUGAAGGCAAAGUUCAGAACACUGUGUGCCGUAUUGGAGUAUUAAUGUAUUUGAAAAUAAGGUGGAUGAAGAAGAAAACAAAUAGUGAACAACUGAGCGGCUUAAUAGUAUAGCAGUGUGUAAGUUUGCGCCGGUGUCUAUGCGCAAUAUAAAUCGUGAGUUGAGGGAAGACCAGCAUUCGAGAGCGACGGCGAGGAGGCAGAAUCAACAACAACACAGCCAGGCACUCUGUGACAUUUUGACUUAAGUCACUCGAAAUGUCAAACCAUUUAUAAGUUUAAAUGUUACAUCGACUCUCGGGCUCUUUUCGCUGAAUUGAGUUGUACGCGGCGGCGGUCUACUAACACUACUAAUAGGCGACACGGACGUAACGUGCGAUACCCGGACGAUACGUGUUUGGGGAUGGCACUUGGCCACAGAGUACCUUCGUAAACGUAGAACAACGCGAACGGAACGAAGUGUGUGCGGUUCAACCGGUGGCGGCAGCUGAAAGCUAAUAUCUCGCGCUGGAGAUCCGCUUACGAAUCGGAAAAACGAUCGUCUCUCUGUGUUUGUGUUGGGUAUGUGUGUCACGGUGGUGUGCAUGUUUAUGAGCAGCCCCUUGUGCCGCAUCUGGUGACAUAUCCGGUGAUGGACAGCAGCGCGAUCAUAAUAACAAUACAAUACCCAAUAAGUAUACCAUCGCAUAUAUCAGUGCCGUCUCGCUACUAAAUACCUGGCGACGGCGACGACGACUGACCGACUAACCGACGGACGGUGAUAAAAAAAAGUGUUGAAGUCGAAUUGUUAUCAGCGGAUGCUUGAUCUCUGUGCAGCGUUUUGUCUAGUAGUGAUUUGGGAAAAGUUGGAUUUUAGUGACUGACAAAGUUUGUUGAUGGAUUAACGCGUCGAAUGCAAAUUAUGUUUAUUGUCGCAGAUAUCUUGAAUUAAGAGACAUAAGAACGUGCUUCGAAGUCAUCCGAUUGUGAACCGCAUUCUUCAUCACGACCACGUUCAGUAGAAAAAGCCCAAGAAGAAGAAGCAGUAAAAACCUUCAUCACCUCCGGAUAGUUUUGCUCCCAGCGAAAAGAAUUCAAAUCAAAAGGUUAGAAGCAAACCCUCCGCCAGUGAUAAAAGUGUGUCUUGUUUACCCAAAGCAACUGAUAAGAGAACUUCACCUUUCCGCGGCUCCAAAGUGUCAGUUAGUUGGUGCACUGAAGUAGCGCGCUAUUUCUUCGCGUAUUUGUACACUUGGUGCCUCGUGUGUCGGAAGAAAACUAAUUACCUAUAUCGAAGUCACGUACCUACUAGGGCAGCUACUACUUAUAGCAAUUUGAGUGAACCUUCUUCCGUCCUCGUGACAGUCCCUGGCCCGGUUUUAGCUGUCCAAGAGUCAGUCAAAGGGUACACCAAUCAGAAGAGUGUAUUGUUGAGGGCGAUUUGUUUCGAAAUUUUAUCACUGGAUUAAAAGCUGUCAAGUGAGACGAUUUGCGCGCUACGAUUGGCUUUAUCAGUCCAGUGAGAGAUAGUUUUUUUUUCUGUAGAUUUGUAGAAUGAGCGGUGUGUUGUUCAAGGUAUCCCCGAUGAGAUCAUGAGGGAAGUGGACUCGUCGGAGACAUCCGUAGUAUGGCCAGCUUGGUGUUAUUCAGGAGAAACAGUUAAUGAAGAUUUACCACAGGCAACCCCAGCGAGUUUACUGCUUCAGCACCAACAGCAGCACCAGCAACGAUUCCUACUGCAGCAAUCGUCAUCAAAUCAAUCACAGUCGUCGUCAUCGUCGUCUUCGGCGUCCUCAUCGCCCUCGUCCCAUUUGGUGCCCGGGCAAGGUGCUGGCAAGUUGUCGACCAGCUCCGGUGGCAAAAGAAAAUCAAUCACCUCACCGACCUCACCGGGACCCCACCAAAGCCCAGCGUUGACGGGAGCAAGUUCAGCACUGGCGACGGCAGCAGCAGCAGCGGCGGCGGCCUUUCAAGCGUCGCCCCGAAGAUCCAACCCACCCACGCCAACUUCCGCCGGAUUGCAGUUGGCUCUGGUGGCGGAAAACGGAAACGGCCGUCGGGGGUCACCCUCAUCCAACCCAUCGACUCCGACCCAUGACGACGGGGGUCACUACUCGCCGUUGAACAACAACAACAACAUCAGCAGUAGUAACUUCAACAAUCAGGUCGCCGCGUUACAAUCCUUGGACAAGAUGCUCAGCGAACGGAUGUACGACCGGAAAAAGUUCUUGAACUCGCCAACAGCGGGGUCAGCCGCAGCAGCAGCAGCGGCGGCCGCUGCAGCCAGUUCUUUCUACGAGAAGCUGCGCAAUGGAGCGGCCGAAAUGGAACUCAACCAGCUGAACCUUAUCAAGAACGGUCAAUCUCCGUCGAUGGCCGCCAGUGAUCUUAGUGCAAUUGGUAGCAAUAAUGGUAGUGGUAGUGGUAGUAACGGGGGACUGCUGGUGACGGCCAACGGGACCAGCAGUAGUGGGGGCAUUGGGGGCAACAGUGGUAGUGCAUUGGGGGCCGACGGCAAUAGUGGCAAUAGUUUGAGUAAUAAUAACAACCAAAAUAGUAGUAACGUGAAUAAUGCGAGCAGCAGUAGCAGCAGUGGAAGCAUUGGCAACAAUAGUAAUAACAAUAGUAUUAAGAGCGAGCGGUUCAGUCCGACCAACAACGACGUGCAAUCGACGGCUUCCAGAUCACGAAGUGUGACUCCUUCGUCGUUCUCCGGGACCCCGCCGCAGACAAUGCACGCCACGGAUGUGGCCUACCCGAGCAGUAUUUCGACCAGCGGGUUGCUUCCGUCCCCAAACUCGGCCAUGGGCAGUGGCCGACACGAGUUCCAGGCCCGAAACUAUUCCGACAUCAUGCGCAGUCUGGCGGCCAAGUAUCACAACAACAACAACUCGCCCGGAACCAACAACAGCAACGACCAAUCCAGCAUGAAGAAUCCAUUUCUAGAGCCAAAAAUGCGAAUAAAUCAGCCAAAAUCCUUCACAGAUGGUCCCCUACUAGGCAGUAAGAAAAGCAGUCCAAUUACCUCCACUCAAGUACCUAAUCCAAGUAUUAUGUCGUCAUUAUUUCCGGGUCUACCGUUUCAAUCGUCGGUGUUCCCGCCGCUGAUUGACAUGAGCAGCACCCAGGCUCUAGUUGCACUGGCCCGCGCCGCCAAAGAGUCCGGAAUCCACAAUCUCCUCAAGCCGGAAGACGGCGGUCUCAAGAAACCUUCGGCUGGUUCGCGGAGCUCCUCGCCCCCGCUGGGAGCCACCUCGCUGGCCAGUCACUUCCCGUCACCUUUCCCGACACGGUACCUGCCUGGGAUACUGCCGAACCACCUGUCGGCCAGCUACCCGACGUCCGUUCAACCGACGACGACGACGACGGCCGUCCCCGCGAUCUCACCGCUCAAGUCACCCUCCCGGCCCACCGAGGGCCUCUCGACAUUCCCGCUGGAUCUGAGCAGCGCUGCCGGGGCUCCGUCGGCCGCGAAGCGGAUAAAGCUUUCGCCGACGCCGAGCCGGAACCAGGAAACCUCACCGGCGCCGAGCUCCACCAACAGCCAACCAUCGGACUCGAUGGAGCUGAAGUUGGGGCUGCCGCGGAAGUGUCACGCCCGGAUCGAGGAGAUCAGCGCCUGGACGGUGGAUAAUGUGUGCGAUUUCGUGGGCAGCAUUGACAUCUGUGCGGAGUAUGUCCAGAACUUUCGUGAUCAGAGCAUCGACGGUGCCGGUCUUCCGCUGCUAACCGAGGAGCACCUGACCAACUCGCUGGGCAUGAAAUUGGGACCGGCACUGAAGCUGAAAUCUAUGCUGGCGAAGAAACUGGGUGGCCCAUGUCCGUGUGCCCUCUGUGCAGCUCCCACCCCCACCAGAAGUAGCAGCAGCAAGGGGGACACCACACCGACCAAUCGACCGCCGAGUAACGGUUCCGUUGGAUAGGCGACCAGUUUAGGCUGAUCCACUCUGCUCCAACUUAUACAUAACAGACCCAUCCAGACCAGUGAACGAUUUCCAAUAUCCACGGUGAACCACAACUGUGCAAUCGAAACGUAACCCCCCCUCAUCAAAAUUAAGUGGUAGCGUUUAACACUGCCCACAUAGCAUACGUACUUAGGCAGAGCCGUUCCACAGGACAAUCUGAUCGACGACUAUUCGUGAAAAAGGAAAAUUUAAAUUUCAUUUCGCCGGGACAUGUACAAUAUUACGUUUUAAUCGUCUUCGUUACUUAGCCGUUAAGCGAAUUGUUAUCUCCGACCGGAAGUUCCGGUCGAUUUGCGUAGAUAUAGGGACCCUAGUUUUCUUGUUAUACGCAUGAUUCUCUAUGUUAAUUUCCAAAAAGAAAAAAAAAAUACAAUUCAGUGUGGACCAGCAAUGGGAGCACGAUUUGAGCAACAGUUGAGAGGAUGUUAGUUUAUUCGUACGGCGAGAAAGGCGCAUGAUGCAAUUAUUUAUUUUAAUGCUAGGCAAAUAGGAAAUAUGUCACUCACACACACAUAAGCACCCACACAAGAAAGACUUAAUAUGUAGAAAGAAGGAAUGAAAAAACUUCCACUAAAAGGCUCCAGACAAAUGUUGAUUUCAAUUAGGAAAAAGGUUCCGUUCGUCCUCAAAAAAAAAAACAACAAACUGUAAUUGUUCGAUAGAAAAAAGAAAAGUUUUAUCUUGUCAGAUCUUGACCUUCAGACGUAUAUUUAAUUUUUAAUUCUAGACCAGUUAGAACUAGGGCUCACAUUAUUAUCAGUAUUUAUCAGGAUUGAUUAGUGAAAAAUCACACAGUUAUACUGUAUCUGUAUGUUAGUACUUCCAUGUAAGCAUGAAAGCGAUAAUAAAACGAUCCUGUUGUUCGAAAUAAAA
Molecule: messenger RNA, 5440 nt
Organism: Aedes aegypti (yellow fever mosquito)
Lineage: Eukaryota; Metazoa; Arthropoda; Insecta; Diptera; Culicidae
Gene: Samuel
Product: flocculation protein FLO11
Exons: 8
Coding region: 2195-4525 (776 amino acids)
Cellular component (GO): PRC1 complex
Molecular function (GO): protein binding
Source: RefSeq, a predicted model, not a curated record